AUGUCCAAUUACACUGCCAAAAAUGCGCCUAUGAUGAAAGUUUCCUUCAAAUUCGAUGUCACCACCAACGGUUCGCACAACGGACUCCUCAUCACGACGGGUAUUCAAAAUGGAGUCAACAGUCGAAUUCAGCAUUUCGGAUUUGUUCAACCGCCUCAAAUCCAAGAACUUCAACAAAGUUUGGCUGGGUCGACGAUGAGUUUACCGGUAAGAUAAAAAAAUAAAAAAAAUUAGGAACAUUUUUAGCUUUUACUUUUCAAAAAGAGCUGAGAUUUUGGGCGAAAUUUGAAACAAUUUAAUUUUUUUUUUUUUUUUUUUUUUUUUUUGAAUACUGAUUUUUUAGAAACUUGAUACAAAUUAGUUUUUAUUUCCGCAAAAAACUAUUUUUUCCACGCAAAACAGCCAAAGAUAUGGUUGAAAAUAUUUUGAAAAUCCUUUAGAAUGCAAUUGCGGCCCGGCCCCAAUCCUCGUCCAUUGGCGAUGGCUAUGACGUCACCGAUUUCCGAGCCAGCUGCCGGACGCUUGACAAUAAAUUUGGCAGCACUACGACUGUAAUGGAGCCGCUGCCAAGGACCGUUUCGCAAAAUGCCGAUGAAUUUUUGAAGAAUUUGGACUUCAAAUUGAACACUUUUGAAAGGGUAAGGUCGAAAAAAAAUUUUUUUUUUGGUAUUUCUAUGGUCUUUUUUAUCAAAAAAAAUAGUUUUUUUAAAAUUUUUCGUUAAUUUUUUUUUCAAAAAUGAAUUUUUUUUUAUUUUUUCGAUUAUUUUUUCGCCAAAAAACUCCGAAAAUUUCUGCAUAACGCGAACCGCAAGCCUCAAUUAAACACCAAAAAAUUUUUCUUAUUUCCAGGGUACUCCUCGAGAAUAUGUCCUCAAAGAUUCGAAUACGACCACCACAACUGUUGAGGUGUUCCGAUCGGAAAACGACGGGCAAACCGACUUUUAUCAGCUUCCGCCAGCCCCUGGAGAUGAUCAAAAAAGGUUCACCUACGUACCGGCGAAAGGACCUCCGUACGAAAAAUUUAGCACGUAAGUCAAUGCGAGAGAAUUUCCAGCUUAGCUCAGAAAAAGACCGAUUUUUAGGCCGAAAUUUUACAAAAGAUGCGACACUUUUUUGCGAAUUUAGGCAUGAAAAGUUUCAUUUUUAUUUCUACCGUAGAGGGUAAUGUUUACACAAAAAAUCAUUUUUUUCCGCGCGAAACUGGCCAAGAUAUGACCAAAAAGUGGGAUUUUUCUCUGACCGCUCUCCGCGUUUUGCUUACUCUCUCGGCCGAAAACAUUGUUGAUAUCUCGGCCGGAGAGAGAGUACAAAAAAAAAUGAGAACGGACGGCUAGACGGGAAAACGUUUUUUUUCCGAUUUUUUUUGUUCAAUAACUAGGAGACGAGUGAUUUUUAAUUAUUUUAACGGCAUUUUCAAAAAAAAAUUUUUUUUUUUUUUUUUUUAUUUUUUACCCAUAUUUUCCAGAACCGAAACCAAAUUUGCCCCCAGGCCUGCGCGCAGUGUCAGCCCCACUAAAACCGUGCAGUGGAAUGAGAACCCAGAGGUUUUCGAGAUGAACUCCAAUUACAGUGAACGGUCGACGGAAAAGAGGAUUCGAGCCGAAGAAGAGGUCACAAGGACAAUUUCUCCGACAGUGUGAGUUAUUUUGAUUAACUUUGACACUUUUACUUUUGUUUCUGGCCAAUAUCUUUGAGAUUUUUUUGGGUUAGAAGGAGGCAAAAAAUAUGAUAUUUUUUUUUGAUUUUUGGCUCGAAUAUAUAAAUACAGGGAGUUUUCGGCCAAAAUAACAUUUUUCGUCUGUCCGUCAGGCCGACUCUCCUCAUUUUGCAUGCUCUCUCGCGAAAAGAUCAUUCCCAAGGGAAGUCCCCAAAAGUGCGACGUUCAGAUUUUGAUUAAACUCGGCACAUACUUAGAAUAAUUUUUUCUAAAAUAUAUGCGAGAAUCCUAGCUCGCGCUCUGCAGAAACGACCGAGUUUUUAAAUCGAAAUAUGGAAAAAAAAUUACAAUUUUUUUUUCAAAUUUUGACAUGAAAAUUUUUGUGUGUGUUUCUACUGUAGAGUGUGAUGUUUCCACAAAAAAUCUAUUUUUUCCGCCCGAAAUUAACAAAGAUACGGCCAAAAAGUGAGAAUUUUCUCUGACGGCUCUCCGCAUUUCGCGUACUCUCUCGGCCGCAAACUUUCUCGGCUCUCACUGCAAAGAGCGAGCUAAAACUUUCAGAAAUUGAUAUGUGGCCUAUGUCUAAUGUAUGUGAAAGAUUUAAAGAAAAUCUGAGCGUCGCACUUGGGGUACCUUAUAAGGAAAAGUCAAAAAUUUUUGGAUUUUUUUCGAUUUUUUUUUACUGAAUUUUUGUUUUUUAGCCCCUACACUGUCCAAUCCCCAGCGCCCACCAUCACUUCUCCGAUCGAAAUUCAGCGAACCACAGCGAAAAACGACGCAAUUUCAACAAUUACCACCCCCAUUCCAUCCACCACCACUCCCAUUUCAUCGAUGGCGUAUGCCGAAAUCUCCCGGCCUAAGCCCGCGCCCAGAGCAGUGGAUAUGCUCGAACCGGCGACCAAUUUGAAUACCGAACGAAAUCGAGCAGUUGGCUUCGAUGAGGAUGGAUACGCCUACUUGACGCGAGGAAGCCAAACAAACCUCUCCGACCUGUACGCCCCCAUUUUACAGUACUCGGGCGAUGUGAAACCGGCCGAGUCGGUGGGCAGAGGCGUUGAUGGGGAUGUGAAUAGAGCUGAUGGAGGCUAUGUCACGCCGAGAGGAGCCCGGGGCUAUGGCGAUGCGAGGUAAGGCCGAAAUUCGGUAAAAAGUGUCAAAUUUUCGUCGAUUUUCGGUUUACAAAUCUCGGCUGUUUCCGCAAAGCACGAGCCCGGAUCGUCGUAUAUAUUUUGGAAAAAAUUGUUUAAAUUUAAGCUAAUUUUCAUCAAAAUCUGAGCGUCGCAUUUGGGGUACUUCCCUUGUAAACCAGAAAGCGAAAACAAUUUUGCGAUUGGAGUACUUGUCUUGUUGGCGGACCGUUUUUAUCAACAGACCUUUUUUACGCGGCCCUUUUUGUUCCCAACGCCACUAUUCUCGUUGCAGAGCCAGCAGCAGUCGCGCUGACUCGCGUGGUUAUACAACGCAGCCACCAACUUAUCAAUCUACCCGUCCACGUGAUUCUCGACCCUAUCAGACUCCAUCUCAGCCGGCAAGAGAUUCGCGAGGCUAUCAAGGGAGUACAACAUCUCUAACUGACCCCAGAGGCCGCAGAACUCCUUCAGUUCCAGUUGGCAGUCGGAAUUACCGGCCUCAAGUCGACACUCGAGGCAACACAUUGCCCAGUCGAAGUCCUCAAGGGUCGAGGGCAUAUAAUCCUGAUCAAUAUCCGAACUACUUCAACCAAAACCCGGAUUGGCGCGGAUACGUGGCUCGAACGCCAAGCCGAGAGAGUCUGGUGAAUCGAGGCACGGACCCGGUCGACCAACGACAGCCACGGUCGUUGCAUCGAACAAGACGAACAACCUCGGCCAGUCCUGAUUAUACACGGCCUAAUUUGGUGUACUCGCCGAAUCCGAAUACGGGCAGGCAAAGUCGAAGUACACAGAGAAGCGGGAGGAGUUAUAGAAGUUCGCGGGAUGAGAGCGAUAUCCUCAGGCAAUGGGAAAGAGAACUGUCGAGAUCGCCGAGCCCGUGGAGGUAAGAGAAGGGCAUAGCAAACAAAUUUAGAGGCCGGGAGAGACAUAUACCGAAAUGAACCUCCGUAUAGCAAAAGUCUUUCAUAACGAACGAAAUUUUUGGUGUCUUGCGAUUCGUUCUACCAGAGGUUCGACUGUGGAUCUCUGUGCAAGGAGUUUAGCGAGCCCUAGGGAGUACUUCUAGCCAUGUACAGUGGCGGACCUGAUCCAGUUGCAAAAAACGUACAAUUUCGAAUCCGGGAAGUACUAGUCGGGACAAAAAGUCCUGAUAAUUUUGCACUGUGCGGAUUUGAACGUUUUGGGUUGUCGCUGCAAAAAUCGCGAAAAAAAGUGUUUUGCACGGUGCAUUUGACCCGAAAAGUGCAUUUGCACAGUGCAUUUUGUUUGUUUUUGCCUUAUUGUCGCGCGCGAUUCCCAUUUUUCGAAGCGACAAAUCGUUUUUUCAGAGUGCGACAGAAACCGCGCAAAAUCCGCACGGUGCAAAAUUAUCAGGACUUUUUGUCCCGACUAGUAUCAAAAAAUUUAGCAAAAUGCCUCCCUCUGUGACUAAAAAAACUCCGUCUUGAAGGGCGCGCCUUUCCCUCACAAAAAAGACCCUAUUGAAAACGGAGUUUUUCACUUGGAGAGGGACUUUGCUACAUGUUUUGAUACUUCCCGGAUGCGAAAUGGUACGUUUCUUGCCACUGGAUCAGGUGCGCCACUGUAUAUGGUUAGAGGUAUACUCCCUAGGGCGCGUUUAGAAAUUUUGGGCGCUGCAAAGUCUUCGCCGCCCAAAGAAUCCAGAAAAUCCGGCAUCAUUGUAAAAGUUUUUAGUCUUGAAUUUUUUUUGUGGGCACUCUAGAAAAGUACUCCUAGCCAUAUAUAUACAGCCGUUGUUUAUGCCACUGGCCCACUUUAAAUGCGUGUCAUUAUGACACAUUUUUUGGACAGACACAUAUUUUGAAGUCUCGACACAGCGGACCCAAAUUGACUUAUAAAGACAUAUAACGACUUAUUUGAACAGGUAAUGACUUAUAAGUCAAAAUAACGUCAAAAAAGGAGGGGCUUAUUUCUCUUUACUUAUAAAAACAAAUAAGAACUUAUAAUAACAUAUAAGUCACUUGCAAAGAAAACUUUUGAGCGCCAAAUACGCUUUUUGCUUAUUGCACGCGUGAGCUGGACUUAGAAAUUCUAAAUUUUUGGAACGUCGUAACGUGUUUCUACCUGAUCGAUCAAAGUAAGAUGCUUUUAAUCUGCCUUUUUUUGUUUUGCAAGAGUUUAGAGUGUUUAGAUGAAAAGUCCCGAACGUAAUAGCCUUCCCGUGCAGGGAGCAUGCCAGCCUGAAGAAGAUCCAUCCCCAGAAGAUGUAUAAACAUGCACGAUCAACCAACGGAUUGCUAAAGGAUCCAUUUGCUCAAUUUUGGUAGGUGUUUUUUAACUGUUUUCCACAUUUCAGAGGUCUCGAAAAAACUUCAAGACAAAGUUUUGUUAUAUUGUACUAGGUCCAGGUGAACCCGUUGGGUUUUAGAUAACUACAAAAAUGGUCAUGGAGGAAUCCAAUGGACAAUGUAUACACGAUGAAUAGAAAGAUGACAUCCGGUAGCUUCAGGUAUGGUUGAUAACAUUCACCUGGACCUAGUACAAUAUCGCAAAUUUCAUGUCUAAAAAUUUUUCCGCCAGAAACCUUUUAGGCAGUUCAAAUUCAUCUGUUUUACUGUUAGUAUGUAACGCAUAAAAAAUUGAGUUUAAGCCGAACUCAUAUUAUAGUUUCCCGAAAAAAACUUUUUUCUAAUAUCUCCAAAUAUUUUCAGUGAAACCAGAAGCAUUAGAAGCAAUAAUAUACAUCUACGGCCGCCUACAGAAGCGACGAACGCCCCAUCAAAAAAUCUCAGGUCCUUCGUGCAUUGAAGUCUUAUUCUACUUGUGCCGCUUAAUUGUUUGAGUUAUUGAUUGAAAUAAAUGUUCAUUUUUUGCACGGUGCGGUUAUAAAUAAAAUGACUUAUAAAAACAUAUAUGAAAUUAUAAGUCAAUUCAACAAGAGCGCACAGAGAACCCUUAUAAAAUCAUAUAUGAACAUAUAAGUCAUUUAAAAUGACUUAUAAGAACAGAUAAUGACUUAUAAAAAAAUCAUUUCAUUAUAAGUCAUUAUAUGUUUUUAUAAGUCAAUUUGGGUCCGCUGUGGAGCGAUAUAUGCCAUGUAGAGGCAGCUAGUUUCUUUGACAGACAGCCUAAUUUCGCCUUUUCAGACGAGACGGAGCCAGAGGGCGCUCAAUCUCCCAAGAGCCGUAUCACUUGUACGAAACCCGUGAUUGCUUGGGACGCGUUGUGGGAAAACUAUAA
This is a messenger RNA of Bursaphelenchus xylophilus (pine wood nematode), 5991 nucleotides long. NCBI's taxonomy places the organism in Eukaryota, Metazoa, Nematoda, Chromadorea, Rhabditida, Aphelenchoididae. The record is from the annotation of a GenBank genome assembly.